This is a messenger RNA of Varroa destructor (honeybee mite), 2258 nucleotides long. RefSeq lists its product as uncharacterized. The record is from RefSeq and is a predicted model, not a curated record. NCBI's taxonomy places the organism in Eukaryota, Metazoa, Arthropoda, Arachnida, Mesostigmata, Varroidae.
AUCAAGUCUUUUGUGUACGUCAGUGCGUAACACAAAAUCGUUACCAAAGGUCGAAUAUGUAACUCUGCCAGUCGAUUGCAGAAUGCAUCAGUUAUUGUUGUUCGGUAGCAAGGUGAACAAAGUCCUCACCACCUUGUUCCCAGGUGUUUGAAGUGUAUUUCCGAGAACGCAAAGUCCUUGUAUUGUCAACGUGAUGUACUAUAGUCUUUGAAGGUUACAAGCGGCGAAUGUUUCGAAUCCGACAGACAGCCACACAGUGACUGUAUUCUUGACGGUUAGCUUUUUUUGGGAAUAGACAUGGACAACAGAUGUACACGACACCCAUUCUUGUACUCAAGCUAUUCGGCUUCAUCUGAAUCGUGCUCCUCAAUCGCCGCCGGUGUGACACUUCCGGCACACGUCUCUGUUCUAGGACAAGAAAACGCUUCUAACAAAAUGCUAUUUCUAUAUGGGCUGCCAGCCGGUGUGGAGACGGUUGCUGUCCGAGAUGCUGUCGUGGACGUCCUUAAGGCCUGUGAUAUGCGCUUAAUACGUCAUCUCGAGACCCUUGACAUUAACAGCAAAUAUGGCACAUGCAUCUUUUACUUUGAGCGACAUUCGUGGGCUGCGGCCACUUUGAGUUAUUUUACCAGCAACGGCGUCUUGGAGAAGCUACAGACACUUCUUGGAGGAUUCGAACUGAAUAUCUCCUUCAACAGCCGCUAUGAUGGGGACGUCGCAGAUCCCGCCGCUCGAAAGCUGUGCGAGCUAGUUCUGGACAAUCUUCCAUCGACGGCUAACAGCUGGGACAUAUUUCAGCGGUUGAUGUUUCAGCCGAAUUGUGACCUGGUGCCGUUACGAGUAAAAAUAACAGACAACAGAAAGGCCAUUGUAACGUUUACACGGCGCGAGAAUCUUCUCUACGCAGUUUUUCGGCUCAGCUGCACACCAUUAGUAAUCGAUGGAGUCAGACUGGAACUACAUUGGAUUCAGAACUCAAAUGACAUAGUUCCAGACGUGACAGUGGUUUGAACGAAUGCUUACCCCAUCGGACGGCUCUAGUAUAUCAACGACUAAAACGAUAGCUCCAUCACCUACAUCGGUACGCCCAUCGACGUCAAUAACGGCCUAUUAAAACUAACUCUAGAAUCAACGAGCUACUGACCUACAUUCGUCCGACCACGAUAGGCACACGAUGAGGUGUCAAAAUGGUCAAAAAAAGCAGAGGUGUGGCUAACCGUCAAGAGCCUGAUUCGAAGCAGCAUUUUAGAACCAGCUCAGCCUGAACGUUUUUCCCCAUCGUGUUUUUUCGUACUCAGUGUCCAGAUUGUGUAUUACAGAUACAUCGGACCGGAUAAUCAAAUUAUCGAGUGUCUAUUGAACAUACUUUGUUCUAUGUAGAAAUGAAUUAAAUAUUAGGGAGGCGCGUAUGACAAAUUUCUGGGAGUAUGCAUGGCGAAUCUUAUGAUCACUGGAUUCGUGAGGUAACCUUUCAGGGUAUGCUUCGCCGAUUGGGGCAUUGGUUCACCCCUUUGUACGUAUGAUUAUGCUGUAGUGAAACGUCGUAACACUUUUGUUCUGUUAGUUUUGUAGAUGAGUUCCAAAGUAUGGACUAAGCUCGAAGAUUUUAACGUAGUUAGUUCUAUUGCCUAUUGAAGGCUCAGGUUUUUUCUCAGGUUUGCUCAUCGCAUUUAGUGCUUAAACGAAUACAUUUCGUGGAAGUAUUCUGUUUCAAAGCAUAUCAUAGUCUUAAUUAUGACCAAGCUCGUAUAUGUCACAAUCUACGCGGAUUUAUAGUAUGUAAAUAUGAACGGAAAGUACGAAUGCGCAAUUUGCACUUAACGAUAGUCGCUCCGUAGAUGCACAUAAGCGUAUCUUUGAGUCAUCUUUGUUUUGGUACCUCUUACGGAGAUACCUAAAUUUGAACACUGCAAAUGUUUCGCAGGAAUAUUUUUAACGGUACUUUUCAUGAAGACAAAAACAUUGCUUGAAAACAGGCUCAAUUUGUAGACAUGGUAUUAGUUAAAAUGUCUUAUAAAGUAUAUCGAACCUUUCGGACACCACGUCCAAGUCGGCUAUGUCAUAGACAAUUGUGGAUUAUGAACAAGCCAGCAAUUUGGUAGUUAUCAAUAAAUAAUUAAAAAGAACUUGUAAGAUACAUAUUUAGAUGCUUAAUGUAAUGAAAAUUUGUUGCUAAGCUUUCUAACAUUCGAAGCAAAAAUCGAGAACCGCGCGAUGGAUGAACGAUAAGAAUGAAUGUAACGCAAUAUCUCAUACGA